CGGAGCAGGGAGGGGAGGUUUUACGCACUGCUAAGCACGGCGUGAACUCUGAACGCCUGGAACUCACAAAAACAGCAUCGGGCCAAUCAGAGGAAUAUUGAUCUAAAACGUUGAGUUUGAACACAUCAUAACAGCGCGGUCCGGACAACUUGGACUCGGACGUUUCCAGCUCUGGAGCAAGGCCCAGUGGGUGGAUGCGUGUGUGUGCCUUAAGUGUGUGUUUUCUUACUUCUGUGCACCUUUGGGUGAGGCUUCUGUGAAGAUGAGGGCCAUCACACUGCUGUGUCUUCUGAUGGUUGCGGAGGCUGCAGCCUCCAGGUUUGUCCGUGACUCCCAAAGUGGGCUUGAAGCUUUAGAACCCGCCAACAACAACGCAUCAGUUGUUCUUCCACCCUCGCAGCCAGGCCGACCACGGAGCUCGCACCCCCCCAUGUGCAUAAACCCCACAGAGAUCAAGCAAGCCUUCAAAUAUGUGAACACCAUCAUAUCCUGUCUGAUCUUUAUCGUGGGAAUCAUUGGCAACUCAACACUGCUCAGGAUCAUAUAUAAGAACAAAUGUAUGAGGAAUGGACCCAAUGUACUCAUUGGCAGCUUGGCACUGGGAGACCUGUUAUAUAUUGUCAUCGCCAUCCCCAUCAAUGUGUACAAGCUGUUAGCCGAGGACUGGCCGUUUGGCGUGUACGUCUGUAAGCUGAUGCCGUUCAUCCAGAAAGCAUCGGUGGGAAUCACCGUCCUCAGCUUGUGCGCACUCAGUAUUGACCGCUACCAUGCAGUGACGUCAUGGAGCAGAGUGAAAGGGAUGGGAAUCCCACUGUGGAAAGCUGUGGAGGUGACACUGAUCUGGCUGCUUGCUGUGGUGCUCGCAGUUCCCGAGGCGCUCGCAUUUGACAUGUUGGAGAUGCCAUACAGAGGCACCAAGCUGAGGGUUUGCCUGUUGCAUCCAGUACAGACCACAAGCUUUAUGAAGUUCUACAAGGAAGCGAAGGACUGGUGGCUGUUUGGCUUCUAUUUCUGUUUCCCUCUGGUCUGCACGGGAAUCUUCUACAGUCUCAUGUCCUGUGAGAUGCUCAGCCGCAAAAAAGGCAUGCGCAUCGCACUCAACGACCACAUGAAGCAGAGGAGGGAAGUAGCAAAGACGGUGUUCUGCCUGGUGUUGAUUUUUGCUUUCUGCUGGCUGCCCCUUCAUCUCAGCCGUAUUCUGAAGAAAACAGUCUAUGAGGAGGAUGACCCCGACCGCUGUGAGCUGCUCAGUUUCCUGUUAGUGAUGGAUUACAUUGGAAUCAACAUGGCCUCCAUAAACUCCUGCAUUAACCCGAUUGCCCUCUACUUUGUCAGCCAAAAGUUUAAAAACUGUUUCCAGUCCUGCCUGUGUUGCUGGUGUUACAGAACAUCUCACGUGGAUGACCGAGGCUCAGGAGGACGCUGGAAGGGCUCAUGCCACGUGUUCCCAUCAGGGACAAACAGCAGUCUCAGUGCCGACACACUGGCCUUCAGAUCAGAGUCAGAAGGGGAACCUGGAGUCACUUCUACAGGACUCGCCGCAGACUGAAAGACUCAAAGAUCAACCCCAAAAUGCUGAUGAAAUAAUGGAAGUGUGCCUCCUCAGGCUUCAAUAGUAAAUGCAAAAGCUUUGAUGAAACCAAUGCUACAUAAACACGUUCAUAUUCCUAUGCUGAGGCCUCUCUAGAGGACAACUCAGUGACACUAAAAAUGCAUUUAUACAGAAUGUUUAUUCAAACCACUAUGUAAAUGUAUGUACAGUAUUAUUUACAUAUAGAGUGCAAACUUACCAUCAUAUUUAGCCUUAGUAUUUCGUGUAGCUAUGAAUAAGCACUGAAAAACACUACCUGUUGAAGCUUUAUUACCUCACGGGGAAAGCUAGAGGGAAACUGUGACCCUUAGUAAUUUUACAAUGUAGCUUCUAUUUUUCUAAGAAAACAACACAAAACACACGAAGAGCUCGUGUUACCUACUGACGUGAGGUGUCCACAUGUUGUUAUUGCCAAAUAUUUCACCUCUAUCGGAGAGCAGUAAUGUUUCUUUGGCUGGAAAUUAGUCUGAAUAUGCUUUGUGAGAGCUGUUUAAGUAAUACAUUUUUGAGCCAUGUAAAAGCUUUUUGGAAGGAAAAAGAAAUUUGCUGGAUAAGCUGUGUGUAAGUGAAUGAUUCUAAAACUCCACAUAACAAGGGAAGGUUAAAAAGUUCCACAACACAGCCCAUAAAAAGCUGAGGUCAGACAUGACUUAAAUGAGGCGGCUGCCAAGGUCAAUCUGAACAGCCGUCGACACCUGCGAUUUCAUCAUGGACCUGUAUGUAACUUGUGCAGAGAGCAACCAUCGGCUUUUGUUUCAGACUGACUCAGCUUUUAUGUUGAGGAUCAUUACUAGGAAUGACAGCUGGGUCCUCAGACCCAGAGACCAAACGGGAAAUUACAGUGGAAGAGCUUGCAGCUUCGAACGAGGAGUGUGACCAGGAGCACACAUAUUCUUCUUAUUAUCAUUAUUAUCUAUUUUUUUAAACAGUAAAUUAGUCUCCCUGGGUCAGACACUCGAAGCAGGGUUAGGCUGUAAUGUCCUGAGUAGGGUUAUACUAGAAUUCCGACACUCAGGAAUAAACUCGACACCCAACGCAAUUUUUAACACCACAAAAUAGGCAUACUUCUUUUAAAAUAUUAGAACAAUGCUGGUUCAUGCAAAGGACUGAACCACAGCCCUGUUCAUUUUCUGUGCUUCCGCUGACUUAGUCCCACGUUUUUGUUGCUGAACAGAGUUGAAGAGGUAGGCUGCCAGUGAGAAAUAUUUACACAAAUAAUUGUGCCUUUGUGUUAAAUUAACAGUCCAUUAACUUUACAAACAGGCAGGACCUAUAACAUUUGCUGACUAUCUCCAAAAUUACCAUUAUUAUUUCAUUAUUAGCCAUAGCUGCUAGCUUAAUAAUAACAGACAGCUAACGUGGGUUAGCUGCUAACAGUUAAAUGGCUAAUGCUAACAUUUAUGCCAGUCAGGUUAAUGUUUGUGAUAACUAUGUAAUACUUAAUGCGUUUGAAACAGGAGUUUUACUGACCUCUCAAACUUCCUCAGAAAGACAGGAUAUAAGUCUUUUUUAAGAUGCUUUGCUGAGUCUGUUGAUGUGUUCAGCUGCUAGUGGGGGAGGGGCCAAGCUGCAUGAAUUUGUCUGUCUAGACUUCUGUGGUGAGUCUUUGUAGAGCCUACCUACAAAGUCACCUGUGUAACUGACCAAUGUCACUGCCAGCAUUUGUGUAUGUGCAAGUGCAUUACAUGUUAAUUACCCUGUGUCUGUGUUUUACAUGCCAGCCAACAGAAACAAACGAAAUGCUUUUUGAAGACAAAUCUAAUCUAAUGUCAUCUCACAAUGAGAAAGACAAAGGUAGCUGUAAGUAAAGAGAAUACAGCACUUAAUAAUUACAUAUAAAUCUAAUAUAAAAAUUCCCCCAUCAGAAGGAACGCAUUCAUUCUGUAUUCACAACAUUGUCACUUGGGGAGAAAUAAUUGCACGUUACAGUUCAUUUUAAGAAAAUGGGACAGUGCCAAUAUUAAUAACUCAGUCCAGUGAUAAAGAAAAGCCCAGGAUGAACCCAUUUUAUGUAGCGUGCUAAUUUCAGUACAGUGUUUCUAAGAUUUGGUUAGAAACGGUUUUACUGUUCUCAGUAAUCGUGAAAUGUGCGUAUUCUGGGAAUCCAGACAACGUGUUUGCCGUCAUUUGGAAGACUGAAAUGGAGCACACUGAAAUAUGUUCAUCAUUUUAACGCCUGGACACAACAUCUAUCAAGUCAGCUGAUCAUGCAGUAUGUGACUCAUUAAAAUCUAUUUCUUGCCAUUUUGAGCCUGCUUUUAGCUGCGUCUAAGUGAUUGUACAACUUUGUAAGUUUCCUUUGUAAGUGGGAUCAACAAGCUGAGACAUGUCGGUGAUUUGACCUGAACGAUCAAGUUAAAUGUUUAUAUCCCCUUAUGUCUGAAAUCACAUUUAUAUUAGUAUGCAGUAAUAAAUAUCAUUUUAUAGCA
Oreochromis aureus is the source of this 4020-nucleotide messenger RNA. RefSeq names its product endothelin receptor type B-like. The record is from RefSeq and is a predicted model, not a curated record. Gene Ontology annotation, cellular component: membrane. Gene Ontology annotation, molecular function: endothelin receptor activity. The coding region runs from base 263 to 1549 and encodes 428 amino acids. The transcript has 9 exons. Gene Ontology annotation, biological process: enteric nervous system development; vasoconstriction; G protein-coupled receptor signaling pathway. NCBI's taxonomy places the organism in Eukaryota, Metazoa, Chordata, Actinopteri, Cichliformes, Cichlidae.